GAUGAUUCCGGGACACUUAUUUGAGUAUAAAUAUCACCCGUCUUCAUUAGAUAUGACAAUGUUAAGGUGGUUCACCGGCUCUAGUUCUUCACCAAAUCUUUCUCUGAGACUCUGAAGGGAACAAUUUAAAAGCCAAAGUUCAUCAUGGCAAUGCUGAAAAGUUGUCUGCUUCUCUUCAUUAUCUUCUCCAUGGGGAAUACAGAAGAACCUGAUCACGGACAUGCCAAAUGCCCUUCUACAUGGAGGAGUUUUGGACUCAGAUGCUGCAAGUACUUUUCUGAUGCGAGUAACUGGAUCACAGCAGCGAGAAAUUGUCAGAGUCUUGGUGCGACUCUCGCAUCUGUGCGUAGUAAACUGGAAAAUAAAUUCAUGCUGAGUCUGUUGCCUACUCCUUCAACACGUACUUGGAUUGGUGCAAAUGAUGCUGUACAAGAUGGACAGUGGUUGUGGAGUGAUAAAGCUGUGUUUUCGUACACCAACUGGUGCUCUGGAGAACCCAACAAUUACCAGCAGCGUCCCGAGAACUGUUUGGAGAUCAACUUUACCGCUGACCGUUGCUGGAACGAUGCACCCUGUUCAACCUCAUUAUCCUAUAUCUGUGUCCUAGACAUGUGUGAUGCGUCUAUAUGGGCAUAGACGCAUCACACGGUGUUUUGAUUGAACUACUUUUCAAGUGUUAUUCUUAAAUUAAAUUUCUACUAAGCUUGAAUCUCUUAUAUCUUUCUCUGACCUUCUCCUCACAUUAAUAAAAGCAUUGAAGAACCCAAA
Messenger RNA from Pimephales promelas (fathead minnow), 768 nucleotides. Its product is annotated as ladderlectin. The record is from RefSeq and is a predicted model, not a curated record. Lineage: Eukaryota; Metazoa; Chordata; Actinopteri; Cypriniformes; Leuciscidae.